Pneumocystis murina B123 is the source of this 579-nucleotide messenger RNA. RefSeq lists its product as hypothetical. Gene Ontology annotation, biological process: mitochondrial respiratory chain complex IV assembly. NCBI's taxonomy places the organism in Eukaryota, Fungi, Ascomycota, Pneumocystomycetes, Pneumocystales, Pneumocystaceae. The record is from RefSeq and is a predicted model, not a curated record. Bases 1 to 579 code for a protein of 192 amino acids. The transcript has 8 exons. Gene Ontology annotation, cellular component: mitochondrial inner membrane.
AUGAAAAUUUUUUCUAAAGAAGAAGAAGAAGAACAUUACCGUAUAGUAAUAAAUUCUGGUAUUAAGUCUGGUAUAAUAGCAUUAGCUAUUUCAAUCCCCUGUGCUUUUAUUUUAAAUCAAAAAUGGAGCAAAUUCAGACAAUUAACACUUCCAAUAAAAUCUUUUUUUAUUUCUAGUAUAGCAACAACUGCACUUGUAAUAUCUUCAGAUAAUGCAUCAAAAAAGUACCAGGAAAGUAAAUAUGGUCCCUUCAAUCCUGUUAAAUCUAUCGAAAAUUCCAACAUACAAAGUAUCCUCUUUAAAUGGUGUUUAGAAAACAAAUGGAAAAUUAUAGGGGGGUCUUGGGUAUUGGGAAUGAUUGGAUCUAUGUCAUUUCUUUGGAAAGAUAAAUAUCUUACUAAAACUCAAAAAUUGGUUCAAGCUAGAAUGUAUGCCCAGGCAAUUACUCUCAUAGUACUUUUAAUAUCUGUUGGAUUAUCAAUAGAUCGUGAUCAGCUUUUUGAUUCUAAUAAAGAUUUUAAGAAUACUAACAAUAAUAAUAAGAAAUCUAAUCAAAUGUACAUUGAUAGUAAAAAAUAA